Molecule: messenger RNA, 2352 nt
Organism: Colletotrichum graminicola M1.001
Lineage: Eukaryota; Fungi; Ascomycota; Sordariomycetes; Glomerellales; Glomerellaceae
Product: neutral/alkaline non-lysosomal ceramidase
Exons: 2
Coding region: 1-2352 (783 amino acids)
Biological process (GO): sphingosine biosynthetic process; ceramide catabolic process; long-chain fatty acid biosynthetic process
Cellular component (GO): extracellular region
Molecular function (GO): N-acylsphingosine amidohydrolase activity
Source: RefSeq, a predicted model, not a curated record
AUGCCAUCUAGACGGAGUGCAGAGAAGACCCACCCGUCGGCGGCUGCGCCGGCGGUUCAAACAGUUACCCCACUAAGCUCCCGGAGAGCUCUUGUUUGCGUAGUAGGCUUCGUUUUGUCUCUUAUAGUUGUUUACGGACUCUACACACCGAGCGGAAGUUUCCAUGAUACCGGAAAGUGGUUUCCCGGGACCCCCGACAACGUCGCCGACAUCGACAUCGACGCAGACAAUGACUUGUACCUAAUCGGCGCCGGCCGCGCCGACAUCACGGGCCCGGUUGUAGAGAUCAAUAUGAUGGGUUACGCAGACCCCAAACAGCUCGGCACCGGCCUCCGGCAGAGACUGUACGCCCGCGCUUUCAUCGUCGGAAGUGUGGCAAGGCGCGAUGACAGAUUCAUUUAUGUUGUGCUGGACACCCAGUCGGGAGACACAGCUGUUCGGUAUGGCGUCCUUCACGGCCUCGCCGAGCUAGGGUUCGAAUACUCCAUGUACGGUCAUCACAACUUGGCCCUAACCGGAACGCAUUCUCAUUCCGGCCCGGGCGCUUGGCUGAACUAUCUGCUACCUCAAAUCACAAGUAAAGGAUUCGAUAAGCAAAGCUACCAGGCCAUUGUCGAUGGCACGCUGCUGGCAAUACGUCGUGCUCACGAGGGGCUGGAGCCAGGGCACAUUAGUGUCGGAUCUACCAAAGUAACUGGCGCCAGCAUCAACCGCAGCCUGUAUGCGUAUAUGGCCAACCCGGAAGAAGAACGUGCCAAGUACAACACCAGCGCCGAGGAGGACGGGUCUGUUGAGAAAGAAAUGACCCUUCUGAAGUUCCAACGAGCCUCAGACGGCAAAAGUAUCGGUGUGCUGACAUGGUUUCCAACCCACGGCACCUCCAUGCUCGGAAACAACACGCUCAUCUCGGGAGAUAACAAGGGCGUGGCAGCCUGGCUUUUUGAGAAGAGCGUGCGAGAGAACCCCCAUACGACCAAAAGCUUUGUUGCUGGCUUCUCCCAGGCAAACGUGGGAGAUGUCAGCCCCAAUGUGCUGGGCGCUUUCUGCGAGGAUGGCUCCGACGACCCAUGCGACUUCGAGACCAGCACCUGCAGCGACGGAAAAAGCCAGAAGUGCCAUGCCAGAGGCCCGUUCUUCCGAAAGAAGGACAACGGAGCCGCGUCCUGCUUUGAGAUUGGUAAGAGGCAGUACACCGCUGCCAAGAAGCUAUUCGACGACAUGGGGUCCAGCGCCCAGCGUGUCCGCGGCUCGUGGGUCAGAUCAUUUCACACCUUCCAUAACAUGUCCGAGUUUCGGUUCGAGCUACCCAACGGGACAGAAGUGAGAACCUGUCCUGCGGCAUUGGGAUACUCUUUUGCAGCGGGGACGUCUGACGGCCCUGGUGCAUUCGACUUUACCCAGCAUGACUCGAAUUCGUCAAAUACAUCGCCUUUGUGGAAGGUCGUUGGUGGUUUACUAAAGGCGCCAACGGAGGAUCAAAUCGCCUGUCACUCGCCCAAGCCAAUCCUGUUGGACGUGGGCGAGGUCUUCAACCCCUACCAGUGGACACCCAACAUUGUGGAUAUCCAGACAUUCCGGGUUGGACAACUCGUCAUCAUCGUUAGCCCGGGAGAGGCCUCUACCAUGGCUGGACGUCGGUGGAAAGAUGCCGUCAGACACAAGGCCGAGUCCUUGUUUGCUAACGAGGCUGAUGUCGAACCUGUAGUUGUCAUUGGAGGGCCGGCAAAUAGCUAUACGCACUACAUCACGACGCAAGAGGAAUACGGGAGACAACGAUACGAAGGUGCCUCGACACUAUAUGGACCCUAUACGCUCGACGCAUACAUCAACCGAACCCUCGAGUACCUGCCAACUCUGAGCGCUUCGUUCACAAAAGGGCCUCCCUCUCAUGCUGGAGGCCCAUACCCCCCCGACAACAGCAAUAGAUCUUUGAGUUUUAUCACUGGUGUAGUGCGAGACGGAACGCCCGUGUUCCGCAGCUUUGGCGAUGUGAAGACCGAUGUGCAAAAGAGCUAUACCAUCGGAGACGUUGUGCGAGCCACUUUUGUCGGAGCCAACCCUCGAAACAACUUGCGCCUGGAACAAAACUACGCUGUCGUAGAGAAACUGGUCAUCGACAAGGGUGGCAUCAAGAAAUGGGAAAUUGUGCGGGACGACAAUGACUGGAGUUUGAUUUUCAACUGGAAGCGGACGAGCGACAUACUCGCCACAAGCGAGGUCGAGAUUGUAUGGGAGACGGAGAACGAUGGGGAGCCGGGGACAUACCGGUUCCGCUACUACGGGGACUCCAAGUCGCUGGGUGGCAAAAUCACAAGUUUCGAGGGAGUCAGUGGGCAGUUCAAGUUGCACUAA